This is a messenger RNA of Neogale vison (American mink), 6444 nucleotides long. It is a transcript of the gene DIP2A, whose product is annotated as disco interacting protein 2 homolog A. The coding region runs from base 166 to 4845 and encodes 1559 amino acids. The transcript is spliced from 38 exons. Lineage: Eukaryota; Metazoa; Chordata; Mammalia; Carnivora; Mustelidae. The record is from RefSeq and is a predicted model, not a curated record. Gene Ontology annotation, cellular component: cell surface.
CGGGCCGCGCCCCUACCCCGCCGCCUCAGCUCCCCGCGCGGCGGAUGCGGGUCGCCGGGCUGAGGGGAGCGAGGUAGCCUCCGCCCGCGCCGCCGCCCGGCCCUGGCCCGGCCCUUCCCGGGCGUGUCCGGCCUGGUCGCCCUCGGGGCGCGGCCGGAGCGGGCCAUGGCCGACCGCGGGUGUCCGCUGGAGGCGGUGCCGCUGCCCGCCGAGGUGCGGGAGAGCCUGGCCGAGCUGGAGCUGGAGCUGUCGGAAGGUGACAUCACUCAGAAAGGCUAUGAGAAGAAACGGGCAAAGCUGCUUGCACGCUACAUCCCGCUUCUUCAAGGAGCAGAUCCCUCCCUCCAAGCAGAGAACAGGGUCCCUGCUCCCACCCAGACCACAGCUGCCGUGUCCAAACAGCGGAAGCCAAGGCCCCCCAGCUCCCGGGACGAGCGCUUCCGGUCAGAUGUUCACACCGAGGCGGUGCAAGCAGCUUUGGCCAGAUACAAGGAGCGCAAGGUGCCCAUGCCCUCGAGACGACGCUCUGCCCUCACGCACUCGUCCGUGGACACCUCCACGCCUCCAGACACGUCAUCUGCCUCGGAAGAUGAGGGCUCUUUCCGGCGACCCACGCGACUCACCUCCACUCCGCUCCAGAGCCAUUCCAACACCGAGCCCUGGCUCGACCGGGUCGUUCAGGGCUCGUCCACCUCAUCCUCCGCCUCCUCCACCUCAUCUCACCCGGGAGGGAGACCCGCCGCCACGCUCGCAGGCCCCACGGCCCACGCCCACGUAGCAGAUGUGCACUCCGCCCCUCCUGACGUCACCACGGGCCUCGUGGAGCUUUCACACCGUGAGCGUCCGCAGCUGGCUUCGGUGCGAGGGGUCGCUCGGGGCUGCAGCGGGAGCGUCCUGGAAACGGCCGGUGGUGUCCCCGUGAGCAGCAGGGUGUCCUCCAAAAUCCAGCAGCUUCUCAACACCCUGAAGAGGCCGAAGCGCCCUCCGCUGAAGGAGUUCUUCGUGGAUGACCUUGAGGAGCUGUUGGAAGUGCAGCAGCCGGACCCAAAUCAGCCGAAGCCCGAGGGAAGCCAGAUGGUGGUGCUGAAGGGGGAACCUCUGGCUGUGGGGGUUCCCUGGCCCCCGUCCCUGCUGGCUGUCUUGCAGCGGUGGGGUACAACACAGCCCAAAGCCCCCUGUCUGACUGCCUUGGACGCGGCCGGGAAAGCCGUCUACACUCUCACCUACGGCAAACUUUGGAGUCGGAGUUUAAAACUAGCUUAUACUCUACUUAAUAAACUGACUAGUAAGAAUGAACCACUACUUAAACCCGGAGACAGAGUGGCCCUGGUGUUUCCGAACAGCGACCCCGUGAUGUUCAUGGUGGCGUUCUAUGGGUGUCUCCUGGCAGAGCUGGUUCCCGUUCCCAUAGAAGUGCCGUUAACAAGAAAGGACGCUGGCAGCCAGCAGGUGGGCUUCCUGCUGGGCAGCUGCGGCGUCACCCUGGCCCUGACCACGGACGCGUGUCAGAAAGGUCUGCCCAAGGCCCAGACCGGAGAGGUGGCUACUUUCAGAGGAUGGCCCCCACUCUCCUGGCUGGUGAUCGACGGGAAGCACCUGACCAAGCCCCCCAAAGACUGGCAGCCGCAGGUGCAGGACUCCCAGGCUGGGACCGCCUACAUCGAGUAUAAAACCAGCAAAGAAGGCAGCACGGUGGGGGUCACGGUGACCCACGCGUGCCUGCUGGCCCACUGCCAGGCUCUGACGCAGGCUUGUGGCUACUCAGAAGCCGAGACACUGACGAAUGUGCUGGAUUUCAAGCGGGAUGCCGGGCUGUGGCACGGAGUGUUAACAAGCGUGCUGAACAGGAUGCACGUCGUCAGCGUCCCGUACGCGCUCAUGAAGGUGAACCCUCUGUCCUGGAUCCAGAAAGUGUGUUCGUAUAAAGCCCGCGCCGCACUGGUGAAGUCCCGCGACAUGCACUGGUCUCUCCUGGCUCAGCGAGGCCAGAGGGACAUCAGCCUCAGCUCCCUGCGCAUGCUGAUCGUGGCCGACGGCGCCAACCCGUGGUCCAUAUCCUCCUGUGACGCGUUCCUCAAUGUCUUCCAGUCCAGAGGGCUGAGGCCCGAGGUCAUCUGUCCUUGUGCCAGCUCCCCUGAGGCGCUGACGGUGGCCAUCCGCAGGCCGCCGGAGCUGGGCGGACCUCCCCCGAGAAGAGCCGUCCUGUCGAUGAACGGUCUCAGCUUCGGUGUGAUCAGAGUUGAUGCUGAAGAAAAGUUGUCCGUCCUUACCGUUCAGGACGUCGGUCAGGCGCUGCCGGGAGCUGACGUGUGUGUUGUGAAGGUGGAAGGUGCCCCUUAUCUCUGCAAGACCGACGAGGUCGGGGAGAUCUGCGUGAGCUCCGGCGCCACCGGCACCGCGUACUACGGACUGCUGGGCAUCACUAAGAGCGUCUUCGAGACCGUCCCGGUCACGGCAGGAGGCGCACCCGUGUCUGACAGGCCUUUCACCAGGACGGGGCUGCUGGGCUUCAUCGGGCCGGAUAACCUGGUCUUUGUUGUGGGCAAGCUGGAUGGGCUGAUGGUGGUUGGAAUUCGCAGACACAAUGCAGAUGACAUCGUGGCCACUGCGCUGGCCGUGGAGCCCAUGAAGUUUGUCUACAGAGGCAGGAUCGCGGUGUUCUCCGUGACGGUGCUGAAUGACGACCGGAUCGUCCUGGUGGCCGAGCAGCGGCCCGACGCCUCCGAGGAGGACAGUUUCCAGUGGAUGAGCCGCGUGCUGCAGGCGGUCGACAGCAUCCACCAGGUGGGCGUGUACUGUCUGGCGCUGGUUCCUGCCAACACCCUGCCCAAGGCUCCUCUCGGAGGGAUUCACAUUUCUGAAACCAAGCAGCGUUUCCUGGAGGGGCUGCUGCACCCCUGCAAUGUGCUCAUGUGCCCGCACACCUGUGUCACCAACCUUCCCAAACCUCGCCAGAAACAACCAGAGGUGGGGCCGGCCUCCAUGAUCGUGGGGAACCUGGUUGCGGGUAAGAGGAUCGCGCAGGCCUCAGGGAGGGAGCUGGCUCACCUGGAGGACAGCGACCAGGCCAGAAAGUUCCUGUUCCUGCCCGACGUGCUGCAGUGGCGAGCGCACACCACGCCUGACCACCCCCUGUUCCUGCUGCUCAACGCCAAGGGGACCGUCACCAGCACUGCAACCUGUGUCCAGCUGCACAAGAGGGCAGAGAGGGUGGCCGCCGCCCUGAUGGAGAAGGCAAGACUGAGCACCGGGGACCACGUGGCCUUGGUCUACCCGCCAGGGGUGGACCUCAUCGCUGCCUUCUACGGCUGCCUGUACUGUGGCUGCGUGCCGGUCACGGUGCGGCCCCCCCACCCCCAGAACCUGGCGACCACACUGCCCACCGUCAAGAUGAUCGUGGAGGUCAGCAAGGCCGCUUGCGUCCUCACCACACAGGCCAUCAUGAGGCUGCUCAGGUCCAAAGACGCAGCGGCUGCCGUGGACGUCAGGACCUGGCCGACCAUUGUGGACACAGCAGAUGACAUACCAAAAAAGAAGGUGACGAGCAUUUUCAGGCCCCCGUCUCCGGAUGUGCUCGCGUACUUGGACUUCAGCGUGUCCACCACGGGGAUCCUAGCAGGUGUGAAGAUGUCGCACGCGGCCACCAGUGCCUUGUGUCGCUCCAUAAAGCUGCAGUGUGAGCUGUACCCCUCGAGGCAGAUCGCCAUCUGCCUCGACCCCUACUGUGGCCUCGGCUUCGCCCUGUGGUGUCUGUGCAGCGUGUAUUCGGGACACCAGUCCGUCCUGGUGCCCCCGCUGGAGCUGGAGAGCAACGUGUCCCUGUGGCUGUCCGCAGUCAGCCAGUACAAGGCCCGGGUCACCUUCUGCUCCUACUCGGUGAUGGAGAUGUGCACCAAGGGCCUGGGAGCACAGACGGGCGUCCUCAGGACGAAGGGGGUGAACCUGUCCUGCGUGCGCACCUGCAUGGUGGUCGCGGAGGAGCGGCCCAGGAUCGCAUUGACACAGUCCUUCUCCAAGCUGUUCAAGGACCUGGGGCUGCCGGCGCGUGCCGUGAGCACCACGUUCGGGUGCAGGGUCAAUGUGGCCAUCUGCCUCCAGGGCACGGCCGGCCCGGACCCCACCACCGUCUACGUGGACAUGAGGGCACUGCGUCAUGACCGGGUACGUUUGGUAGAACGGGGUUCUCCGCACAGUCUGCCAUUGACGGAGUCUGGAAAGAUCCUCCCUGGGGUGAAAGUCAUUAUUGCUCACACGGAAACCAAAGGGCCCCUUGGAGACUCACACCUGGGAGAGAUCUGGGUGAGCAGCCCCCACAACGCCACCGGCUACUACACGGUCUACGGGGAGGAGGCUCUGCACGCCGACCACUUCAGUGCCCGGCUGAGUUUUGGAGACACCCAGACCGUCUGGGCGAGGACGGGCUACCUGGGUUUCCUCCGCAGGACGGAGCUCACCGAUGCCAGUGGAGAGCGACACGAUGCGCUGUACGUGGUCGGGUCUCUGGACGAGACGCUGGAGCUGAGAGGCAUGCGCUACCACCCCAUCGACAUCGAGACGUCCGUGGUCCGAGCCCACAGGAGCAUCGCCGAGUGCGCCGUGUUCACCUGGACCAACCUGCUGGUGGUGGUGGUGGAGCUGGACGGGCUGGAGCAGGACGCUCUGGACCUGGUGGCGCUGGUCACCAACGUGGUUCUGGAGGAGCACCAGCUGGUCGUGGGCGUGGUGGUGCUCGUGGACCCCGGCGUGAUCCCCAUCAACUCGCGGGGCGAGAAGCAGCGCAUGCACCUGCGGGACGGCUUCCUGGCCGACCAGCUGGACCCCAUCUACGUGGCCUACAACAUGUGAACGCGGCCGCGGCCGUCCCGAGCGCUGUGCCCUUCCCGCCCUGCCGGGACAGACCCGUCUCCAGGCCCCCCGUCGCACGUUAGAAGCCGCUUCCUGGGCCGGAGGGGAAGAAACGUCUUCCUCUCCGAGGACAUUCAGGAGGACAGAAAUGUCAGUACUUGAACGGAGGGCUGCCUGGGGGCGGCGGGCCCGGCUCAGGCGGGGAGGGAUUGCAGGUGCGCUACUGUGUCGCGAGUUGGCACUUUUUUUAGGCUAAAAAUACGGUUCUUGAUUAUAAAAAUUCAAUUAUUUAUUCCCACUUCCUAUAUAGACUUUAUGCCGGGAAGAGCUUGAGGCCCCUGUGCCGUGUGCUUCACUUCUGUUUCGCAGGGAGGAGCCGGGGGGCUGAGGGGGUCCUGGCCAGCCCCCCGACUCUGCGUUCACAGGGCACUUCCCGUGCUGGCUCGUUGCAGACGCCGAGCACGCGUGUGCCGACCGUUCGCGCUUGUGGUCACAGAGAGCCGGCCGUCAGGUUAGACGCCUGCUUUCGGGCGGAGGGACCAGCAUUUGGUCCUCGGUCUCCUUCCUGGGUCUGUAGCUUCGUGCUGUCCAGUUAACGUCCUUGUUUUCCCGCCGGCGCCAUCUCUGAUCUCGCGGUCCGUGGGGUUGCGUUGGGUUGUUACUUUUAUCCCUCUUCAGCGCACUCGGAGGCCUUGGGGGCAGCCCCCGAGGCGUCGGGUCCUCCGUGGCACCCGUGAGCCCCCUGCCGCGGUGGAGGGGCCAUGGACAGAGCCUCGUGUCCCCGCCCCCUCCCACCCACCCGGGCUCUCCCCGUUGAGUCGUGUGCCUAUAAAACUUGGCCAAACCACAUUCAGUUAUUUAAUCAAACUUGGUGAAACUGACGGAUCUAAUAUCCUAAGAAACCUAAAUCAAAGAAGAGAAUGUAAAACCCUUUAGAUACGUAUAAGAAUUUGAAGCGAAGCUCAAAUCUAAGAUUAUUUUUCUAUAGCGGUUGGAGAGUAUGUUAUGAAGUCCUGGGGUCUUGGGGGUUGAGGUGGGAAAGUUUGUGAGUUACGCAUGCGUCCUGGGAACAACCAGGUGUUUCUGCAGUUAGCCUGCAGCCGUGCCUAACAAAGCUACUGUCAGUUCUCUUCCAUCUUAAAUUCACCACCGACGGGGCUGGCCAGCCGGGCCGACUCUGUCACCUCCUGCUUGGCUACAGGUAGCUCGUGCGUAUCAGUUCCGUUGGCCUGUGGUUAGCUGUGGUGGAAUGUGUUCCGGCUUACUGGAACUCUAACAAUCCUGUUGUAAUUGUGUACAUAAUCUGUAUAACUUACGUUUGACGUGCAGGGGUUCUAGCGCUGGACCAGCGGACAGGCCUCAUACUAGAAUGGCAGCAGGGAAAACUACCUAACCCUGAUCUUCAUGUUGUAGUUUUAUAGCAAACAAAUACUGUAAAAUUUUUGUAUCGAGAGGUCAGUGGCAGUAAGACAAAGUGUCUUGUAAAUUAAGAUUUCAAGAAGCACAUUAAAAUGUUUUAAAAUUGCUCUCUGGGAAUUCUGUAUAUCACACUAAAAUUUUUUUAUAUCAUUAUGUUAAUAAAAGGUAUUGACUUUGUAA